Messenger RNA from Macrosteles quadrilineatus (aster leafhopper), 1237 nucleotides. RefSeq lists its product as uncharacterized. Lineage: Eukaryota; Metazoa; Arthropoda; Insecta; Hemiptera; Cicadellidae. The transcript is spliced from 9 exons. Bases 19 to 900 code for a protein of 293 amino acids. The record is from RefSeq and is a predicted model, not a curated record.
CAGAAUAAAUUAUUUAAAAUGUUUCAGAUGGCUAAAGAACACAACUUCAAGUCAAAGAAUGAACGUUCAAUUGGGCUGGGUACUCCAGGAGCAGGGAGGCCAAAAAGUCUCAAGAGAAAAACUAAAGACAGCGAGGACAGUUUUGCCUCCUACUUUGAUGGUGUUGACCACAAUAUUGUAGAGGAAGACGACUCGACUCCGUCUCCCGAGAGAACCACAAUGGCUCUCUUCGAAGUAGAUCCAUUUGAGUUCAUGACUACUCGGAGAGCUAGUGGCAACCGGACUUAUAACCGCGGGGCUCGACACAGUCCCACCACUGACUCACCUAAUAACAUUGACAGGUGGCAUAGAUGGUCCUCAGAUGAGCAAUAUCCGAGGGUGUUUACCAGAGCACCCCCUGACUCGGGGUCGGAAGUCGUCAAACUGCAGUCUUUGGAGGCUUCAGAAUCAGUGUUUCUGGUUGACAAUGAUGAUGACGAUGAAGAACCGUUAUUGCUAGUUUCCAGACGUCCGAGAUUUUUCAUCACUUAUCCACCUGAAAAUCUUGGUUCCACACCGUGGAGUCAAAAUGCUCGACGUUGGCGGAACAGGCCAGAAAAUCAUUUUUUACAUAAACACACCCAGCAGACAAUGUGGGACGGAUGGAGAAAACUGGGAAUACUCGAGGAUAGAAAGAAGAAAAAGGAGUUAGAAAAGCAUUGGAACAAACUGGUUGAGGAGGAGAAAGAAUUCCAAAAAGAGUUGAAAGAGCGGUUAAUGAAAAGAAAGGUUCUGCGAGCAUCUUUGUCAGUGGGGCUCAACAGCACAGUAAGUGGCAACGGCACUGUCCACCACAUAGACUCUACAACGUCCAUCUCUGUGUUGGACUCCGUGCUGGAACGCAACACUGCAGUCAGCUGAUACUUGCAAUAUUACUUCUCAUUGGAAAGAUAACUUAAACUGCUGAUGGCGUGGACUAAUAUAUGGGAAAACUUCCUUUAGAGACUGAUUUCUCCAUGAGAUCUUUAUGAGAUUCGAGUCGUUUUAUGACUUUCACUUGUUUUAUACUUUGUGUACCCUUUUGUUAUUGAUAUUAUUUAGACGUUUGAUACGACAAGUUUUUUUCAGUGACGGUUUUGUGUUUAUUUUUUUUAUUUUUGCAAUUAUAAGUGUCAUGAGACUGAAUUAUUUUCUGUACUAAGUUUCCAGAGCUAUUGUAAAAGUCUCUCUUGAUAUUGGAACAAUUAUAAAAAAAUAU